GAAAAAAGAAAAAAGGAGGAGCGAAACGAAACGAAACGAAGGGAAAGAAAAGGCAGGAAAUCUUGAAAUCGCGUAUUAUAUUCAUAUGCAGCAACGAUUUUCUACGAAUACCAAAUGUGUAUCGAGCAAGUGGCGGAUUUGAAACCGCAUACGUAGAACGCAACAACGGAUCGUGUAAUUACAGUCGACGUGGAAUGCAUGCGAGGGAUAUGAAAAUUUCUCUUUGUAAUUUCUCGUGUGCGGUUGCAUACGAAUCGCGUUUCCCGCAUACUUCGUUAUGUGUCGAGGAUUCGUUUUGUUUCCGGAUUUUCAUUGGGUUUCAAAUGAUGUAACGGAUGCUUCUCUUUCGUUUACGAACGAGAACGAAUAUAAUCUCGAAUCGAGGAUCAACUUUCUUCGUCACAAUUGCUAAUCGAAUAAUUCGUUUUCCCCCGACGAACGUGUUGUCCGCGGUACGAACUACUUUUUCUUUAUAACAGCCGCGAACAAAGAAAUAUCUCAAUUCGAGAUUCUUUUCACUUUCUUCCCACUACAUUUCUUUGCAAUUUAGAAAUUUAUCUCGCGAAUGACUUAAUUAACGUAAUUAAGAUAAAUCCCUCCUUUUAAUAAAAUAUCAUUUUAACUUUAAUUUGACUCUCUGAGCAUUGUAUAUGAACAUUUCUAUACUAGUUAUACAAAGAAUUUCAGUCGUUACGAUAAUUAACAAUCAUUUAACCAAAAGAACUCGUGAAGCAAGGAGUUAAUGCAGAAAGAGGAAUAUAAUUCAUAAAAUAUAUGAUCUAAAUUGCGAAACGCUUUGAAACGAGGACAGUGUUAUCGAGGAUUACAUCUUAUCUCUUAUAAAAACUCAUCGAAAAAAAGGGACCACCAUCAAGGAUAACCUGUCCCGGUUCGUUGGCCCCCCGCGAACGAUUCGGUUUCGCACGGUUUUCACUUUCGCUGAAACAAAGCGAAUCGAAUUUUUGUCCACGGCUCGGUUUGACGAAACGAAACGAGGAUCGCUUCGUUUCUCACGAACUCGAUGGAGACGCGGUUGCACGCUCGUCCACAGGAAGAUUCUCACGUUUCGCGACCCGAUCCCUCUCGCUCCCGUUUCCUGUCUUAUCGCCCUCCUCGACAAUAGAAUUCCUCUCGAAACUCGCCGCGAGUUUUCCUCUCCUUGAUUCCACUCGUUGAUAAAUCACCAGGCAAAGUGCGGAAUUUAACGAUGAGAAGCGAGGAGAGUAGGAUAAGGUGACGCAUAGUUUGUUGGUUCGACGAGGAAUUUGUUUAAGAGAAUGCGUAUUUAAGAUAAGUUUGUUGACGAGUCCAUUAGUUAUCGAAAGCUGCUAAUUGCCAGCUAAUUCUUCCUCGUAUUUUCCUCAAAUUCGGGAAAACUUGGAUAAAUAAAAAUACGAUUAAAUUCAGUAUAUCUUUUGAAAGUUUUCUUUAAAAUUCUUCGAGUAGAAUAAAUUUACUGUCUCGACUUUUUUUGAUUGAAAGAUUCUAGCAGUGAGAAAUUUUAUAGAACAGCCAGAAAAAUAUUCAAAGUGUCCUCAAUGCGAUCGAUCACCACAAUUUAUUGUCCCAUCGACUUUAUUAUCUAAUCUGUCUUAUCGCGAGCUAAUUCUUUUUUAUAUUUUUCUCAAACUCGGCAAAACUUGGACUAAUCAAAAAAAUACGAUUAACUUCUUUUAGUAUGAAACGUUAUAACACAUUAAAGAUAUCGUUUAAAAUAGAUGUAUUGUAAAAUAAAAUAUUACAAUCUCGAUUUUUUGUCUCUAUUAUUAAAAGAUUCCUGGAUGGAUAGUCUUCAAAAUAUUCAAACUGUCUUCAAAGCGAUCGAUCAUCAGAAUUCGUCCCACUUUAUUUUAUUUAUUAUCCAUGUUAUCGCAAAUUAACUAAUUGUUCCUUACAUCAACUUCUUCAAAAACAAUUAGCCAAAUUAAAAUAAAAUAUUACUUUCCCAAUUUUUUGUUUCAAUAAUAUUAAGAGAAAAUGAGAAAUCCCAUAAAAUAGACAGAAAAAUCUUCGAUCGAUCGUCAGAGUUCGUCCCACUUUAUUUUAUCUAUUUUCUAUGUUAUCGCAAAUUAACUAAUUGUUCCUUACAUCAACUUCUUCAAAAACAAUUAGCCAAAUUAAAAUAAAAUAUUACUUUCCCAAUUUUUUGUUUCAAUAAUAUCAAGAGAAACUGAGAAAUCCCAUAAAAUAGCCAGAAAAAUCUUCGAUCGAUCGUCAGAAUUCGUCCCACUUUAUUUUAUUUAUUAUCUAUGUUAUCUUAAAUUAACUAAUUGUUCCUUACAUAAACUUCUUCAAAAACACUUAUAAAACAAUUAGCCAAGUUAAAAUAAAAUAUUACUUUCCCAAUUUUUUGUUCCAAUAAUAUUAAGAGAAAACGAGAAAUCCCAUAAAAUAGAAAUAAAAUCCGAGAAAAGUCUUUGAAAGCGAUCGGUCGUCAGAAUUCCCCCGACGCUCCAUUAUCUAAUGCACGUUGCGCGUAAUAAACGGAGCGGAGUCCCGGCGUUAAGUAAUCGCGACGGUUGCUCGAUACAGUUUCCGCGGUGAAUAAAUCGCGAAUCGUUGACGCGGCCGUUGAUCGCGGAGCCGGUUGUAAAUCGCGGUUUAAAGAUAGGCCUGCAAGCUCGUUCCUCGAGUCGAAAGAGUCUGCGCGCUCGGAACGCGUGAGCGGGAAGUCGGCGGUGCGUGGCUGGAACCACCUGCUUCCGGUGGCGUCGCGUCGGUUGCACCGUCUCUUCAACGGCACCUGUGCGUUGUUGCACCCCGGUGCGUGCCACGGUGCGUGCCCUACGACCCGAAACAAUCGUUCGCCCCGAUUUUCGUGACGACCGGCCGGAUGCAAAUCGAAUUCCACGAACGAAAUCGAUCUUUUCGAUCAAAAAUUGCCAACUCUUCCAUUUCUUUUUUGUCCAUCUCGUUCUUUUCAUUUCUUCCUUCCCGCGUGAAUGCGUUAUGCGCAAGUAAACUCUUUUUGGAAGGUCGAAAAUGAAUCGAGAGAUGAUUGUUUAAUGAAAUUUAUGAUUAUUUUUUUUAGAAGGUGAAUAAUUAGCGUUGAUGAAAUUGGAAACGUUUUAUGUAUAGUUUGUAUAAAAUUUUGUGAAAUCGGAAGCGAAAUUUUAUCGGUGUUUAACUGUUUAGAAAUAAUUAAUGGUUUGAAUUUAAUAUUAGAUGUUCAUGUUAUCUUUGUUUGAGAUUAAAUAGAUUUCGUUAAGGGUGAUGUUAUUGGAACUGGUUUCUUUCAUAGCGUUUUAUUGAUCAGCGUGGGGUUAAGUUUCUGCGAUUCAACGUCCAGAUUAAUUUCUACUCGAUUCUUCCCAGGGUGGAAAAAUUGAAUUAUUUCCCGCCAUAUUUCGUUCUCUUUGUGAACGAUGAACGUACGGUGUUCAUAUAUAUUUAAUUUAUUCCCAGCUUGAUUGGAAGUUUCGAGCAUUUAAGAAUUCUUUUCUAUAUACGUCACAAUAAUUUCGAAAAGAGUCAAUUAAAAAUUCCUCUAUCAUUCUUUUACGUAGCACAAUUUAAUCGAGACGAAUAACACGCUCAUAAAUCUAACGAAACACGACUUUCUCUUCGUCGCCGGGUAACAGGAUUCUUCAAAGCAUCCGAACUUUUCGCGAAAGUGCGUCAAAUCGGACUAACACGCUUCAUUAGGAGCUCGAUUACCUCUGUGAAACUCUUCAAAUAAUAUAUAAUUCGUUUCAGAGACAGCUCAUCUGUAAAACUCGUUUCGAAAAUUCUUCGACCCGAGUUUCAAAUUUAUAUUGAACAAUUGGAAAUCGAUUUCAUUCGAUAUUAACCGGGCAUUAAAUUAAAGCGUUAACAAUAUUAUUAAAAUAGUUGGAAGUAGAAAGUAGAGAAAAACCAAAAGAUUCCGUGAUCCUCGUAAUUUCGCUUUUGCGUGACACGUACAGCGAAGAUUGCAUGCGCGCGCGUUCCUCCAGAGAUUGUAAUCGAAGUUUUACACUGGAACAACAUCCUAUUUAACUUCCCUUUAACUCUUCUUUCAAUCCAUUUCUUUGUUUCUAACGUUUUCGAAUAUUAAUUAAAUUAUACGCUCGAACCUUAAAUUUUCCACUCGAUGAAUCCCCAUCGCUCUCAAAAAAGAAAAAGAAUACGACACUUUCGACUCGUGCAAAAAUAACUAGCCGAAUAUGCGACACGGAUUCGUGGAGGGAUUGGAUCUUAAAAAUAUACGACGUAUUCGAUAUCGAAGAAGUAUCCGACGAGAUGGAAAUAAGAUGGACAUUCUCGAGCCGCUCUCCGCGGCGAGCCACUCUAUUUAACUCGAUUUGGAAAGUUACGAUGACGCGAGUUGAUCGUCAAAGCAGCCAUUCUGGUGCUGCAACCUUGUCGCGAGCAAGGUGGUCGCAUAUGGCGGCGUGCACCUGUUCUAAACGUGCGCGCAACUGUCGCAACUGUUCUCCGAGAGGGUGGCCUCUGAAAUUGAAAAAAAAGAGAGAAAGAGAGAGAGAGAGAGAGAAGGAGCGACGAAAAUAAUGGAAAUUAAACGGCAAAGUGAGGAUAAACACGCUUUUAAAGCACGCGUAGGUCGUGCAACGAAAAUUUUUAUUCCACGCGUAAACUCGUACUCGUACUCUUUUGAUCGAACGAUUGCGCCACCGUGUUUGUUUAUACGAUGUCGUUUAACACGGUUGAACUAGAUUGCUCGAGCCACCUCGAGUUUGUUAUUUUUGUUCCUCGGGAAGAGGAAGACGCGAGGGAGAGGGGCUUCUCGCUCUCCUCGCAAACAUUUCCGCGAUUGAAUCGACAAGUUAACAAAACUUUACGUACACCUCGAGAGAAACGACGAAAUUUACGAGUAAAAUUCUCUCCAUGCGAAAGAAUAUUCGAAGCAUGGAUAAUAUUCGAAUAAUCUGUUUAAAGAAAAUAAUCUGUUUUUCUGGAUUAACCGGAUGCGGAUUGAUCGACGAAGCGAUCUUCUCUGAUAUCUCUGCGUCAAGGUCGCCGGUUAUCGAGAAUUCUCUUCGAGAGAUCUCUUCACUUCCGCGAAUCUAAGAACGGUGGCACGUAUCGAAAAAGCGAGCGGAUCAAAGUCGAGCGAAAUGUGAGCGAAGGGCGAAGAUGUGAUUUUUCCACGACGAGUGGAUUAAGAAAUCGACGACGGCAUGCACACGCACGCACACACGCAUACACACACAACCGCGUCGGUUUACACACCGUGACGGCGGGCAAAGAACAGCAGGAGAAGAGGCACAUUUCCCCUCUCCAUUCACCUCUUGGACGAGUAGUCGGAGUCCUGGUUGGCUAUAGCCCAGAGUUCACAGUCAAACGCAAACAGUGGCCGCGGCAAAACAGAUCGUGGCACGAAUGCACGAAAAAUCGGCGUCGAAACGGCACGCGAUCGAUCGGCAUCCAGAUCGGCGGCGAUCGGUCGCUGCUCCGAUUUUCCAAUUUUCGGAUUCCUCGCGGCGCCCCUGCGAUCGAUACCUGAUCGAACGAACGAAAUUUAACGAGAACACGAAGGAUUUCUAAACCUACCAUCCUCCUUUUCGCAUCCUCGUAUUGUGCAAAUGCAUUUUCGAACGGAAUCGGGUGAUAUCGAGUGCUUAGGAAAGAAGGAAGAAAAAAUGGAAGAACUUUCGAAGAGCAAGAUGAUAAAUUAAAGUUUCACACGCACUGGAUACAUGUGAAUAAGUGAUUGAUCGAUUCUCGUGCAUCGGUUCGAAAGUGAGUGAAUCAAAUCGAGCGAGAUGGGGGUGAAGAAUUUUAUCAUGAAGAGGAUACCGUUCUGCAAGAUGAAAGCGAAGAGGAAAUAUCAUGGAACGAACACGGCAACACCGGUGCAAAACAACGGCCAGACCGAACACGCGGCUGGUGAUUUUUGUGACAACGCGAGUGUCGGAAGCGGAAACUCGAAUCUCAGCACUGGCGCGCUACAGAACAUCAGAGAGCAAAUGGCUGUGUCGUUGGAACGGAUGAGGGAGCUGGAGGAACAGGUCAAGGCGAUUCCCAUGUUGCAGGUGCAAGUGUCGGUGCUGAAAGAGGAGAAGCGUAAUCUGCUGCGGCAAGUGGACGAGCUGAGCAAGGCGAGUCAAUGGAACGAGAGCGGGUUGCAUAGGUAUCGCAGCCAGUCGUUCUCGGAACAGCGUGGCUCCCAGCGAAAUCUGAGGAACGCGGCUACGCCGACGCGAGACAUGGGAACGAUGUGCGGCGCGAUGACACGAGACGUCGGUGUUUCGCACCAGCAGGUUCGAACACGAGAUAUCGGCAUGAUAACGAGCACCCCGAUAAAACGAUCAUUGGAACGGAGUCAAUUGCAAAUCGAAGAAAUAGUACCUGAAAUGAAAGAGCGGAGCGCGUUGUUGGACGAUCGGACGUCGUCCAGCUUUGAUAAACUCUACUCGAGCGAUUCCCGCGACAGUUGGAGAUCGAGCUUAACACGUAGCCAAUUGAUGUACGAGGAAAUAAUACCGGAAGCGAGGACGAUAAGAAAUCGUUUGAAGAGAAGUCCGCUUCAAACGGAAUCGAUACCGCCGACCGGUCCGAAACUGGCCGUAGAAGCGAAGAAAUUUCGCGAUGUUGGUGUUAACACGAGGAACAGGCUGAAACAUCUGGUGCACAGCCGAUUCGUGAUCGAGGAUAUUGCGCCGGAAAUAAAGAGAGAAGUUAAGAAAAGAUCGUGUGGAACAACGACUGGGCUGAACAUGAAAGACAUCUUGACGAAGGAAGACGUGGCUGUUAUCGUCGACGACGCUCUCAGAAUUUAUAAGAGUACCCUCAUCAAAGAUACCAUUUCUAGGGGUUGUCAAUGCACCUUGGACCAGGUGAAGAUAAUCGAGAAGAAGGACGAGUUCGUUCAGGUUGCGGAACCGUUCAAAAUGAGGACGAACGUGGGUGUUACGGUGAAGCCAAGGGUGUCUGAAAUUGGAAUCGAGGUCAGAACUGGGCCCGGAACGAGAACCAUCGCCGUUGGUCCCGAUCCGUUCACUGUUCAGUCGCUAUCCUUACAUUCGUUGAACUCGAGGAGUCAUUCGUUUAAUUACGGUGACACGAAAGUGAAAAGAAAAGCCACCAAGUCUGUUAGCGUGAUGGUGGACGAUUUAGUGAGGACGACGGUGAAGAGUACCGACACUUCCGGUUUAGCGCCUAAGAAACGGGAAUUUGGUACGUCGCCGAUAAAAAAGAAAUUCACCGACGUCUCGGUUGGCGAGUCGAUCAAACCGCAUAUUUCCAUCUCGUGCGCCGCCAACUAUUGCGAUAAUUGUAAGGAGACCAUAAAAAGUUUGGCAAAGCAGUUCGUCAAUAACGCUGAGAAUAAUAUGAAUCAUCAGAACACGAAUCUCGUCUCGAGGAUACCUAGACCGUCCCACAUACCGUUGAACAACACGAUUGAUUACAGAAGGCAAUUCAAACGACAAGAUACGUACACGAAGAUACCGGCCGCGGGUGUAAUCAGAUACGAUUCCGAUAACAAGGAACAAUAUGACAACAAUAAUCGUAUCCAACAAUUGCAAGGAGAAAAAGGAAAAGAUGAAAAGUCAGAAGAAAUAUAUAAUACGGAAAAACAAGCUGAUGACGAAGAAAAACAUGAACUUCCAGAAUCUGCUUUAUUUCAACCUAUACAAAACCCCAGAAAAAAAGUUGAACCUUCGAAAGAAAUGCAAGCCGCCAUGAAGGUUCUUAAUGAUAGUCUUAAGAAAUCUCCUAGCAAAAAUAUCUCUCAUCAAAUGAAAAAUGCAAUCAAUAUUAUUCAACAAGAAUGGUUCAAAAUUUCAAGCACAGUGAAUGCCAAUCCUUUAGAAGUAGAAGAUUAUCUUGAUUGUUUUGAAGAAUGUUCAAGUUCUUUAUUGGAGUAUAUAGUUAACAUGACUGAUUCAAGUGGAAACACUGCGAUGCAUUAUGCAGUUUCUCAUGGAAAUUUUGAUGUAGUGUCUAUUCUUCUUGAUUCAAAAGUUUGCGAUAUUAAUAAAGCAAAUGUAGCUGGAUAUACGGCUGUGAUGUUGGCAGCUCUUGCUGAAGUCAGAAAUUCCACUCAUGCUUCAGUGGCUAAUAAAUUAUUUCAACUUGCAGAUGUUAAUAUUCGAGCAAAAUUACAUGGUCAAACUGCCUUGAUGUUGGCAGUAUCUCAUGGUCGAAAAGAUAUGACUCAAUUACUUCUGGAUGCUGGGGCAGCAGUUAACAUUCAAGAUGAAGAUGGUAGUACAGCCUUAAUGUGUGCCGCGGAACACGGACAUACGGAUAUUGUACGAUUAUUACUUGCGCAUCCAGAUUGUGAUCCAUCGAUCGUUGAUAUAGAUGGUAGUUCCGCUCUAAAAAUAGCUUUAGAAGCGGGCAAUCGAGAUAUUGGUGUAUUACUUUACGCCCAUGAACACGUAAAUAGAGGAACAAGUCCAUAUUCGUCAAUGAGACGAAAUAGAAGAGGUUCCAAACCAACAACGCCUACUGGACCUUCCCCUUCAGCUCCAGUAAGCCCAGCUCCAUCUCGAAGAAUUCAUUCAUCAACAGUUUCUCUAAAUUCUUCAAAAUAUUCUGCUAAAUAAUUCUCAAAUAAUAAUAAUAUUUGAAGACUUUUUUUUUAUUGAUAUUUAACAUACUAGCAAAUAGUUUGGAUUAUAAUCGCAUUAUAUGAAUAAGCAAUAAUGCAAUCGGCGUUCCGUGUUUCCUAUAUUUAUUGCUAACAUGUUUUAGUAUUUAUCAUCAAUUUACAAUAUUUUAAGGUGUUAAUUUUUUAAGAUAAACAAUCAUGUUCUUGCCUAAUCAUUCAUCAGCCUCAACUCAAGCAUUUAAUUUAAGAUAUCUAUUUAACUGCUCAAAUUUGUAUACAAUUAUUCAAAAAAAGUUUGAGAGUGCUGUUUUGUAAAGUUAGUCCAUAGGAAGGAUAUGUGUGAAACGUAUUGUUUCACAUUGUUAGUUAAUAAGAAGGAUUUGUAUAAAGUUUAAAACUUUUUUCUAGGUGCUAUCAAAGUAAAAAUAAAUCCAUUUUCAUUGUUAAUAAAUUUUAUACGAUGUCACAAACGAAUAAGAAACGUCAGUGACCAAAUGGUUCAAAAUUUUAUUCUUAAAUUUAAAAAACCAUAUGAAAGUACAAAAAGUUUCUUAUAUAUAAAAACAAGUCACAGUGAAAAAAUCUAAUAAUGUCUUCCAACAUCCUGUGACAUUAAAAACAUUCCAAAAAACAAAUUGUCAACAAUCCGAAUUUCUUGUCACAGAAAGUUUUCUUAUACUCAUAAUAUAUUCGAAAGUCAGGCCUAAUUUUCGUUUAAUCGUCGGGAUCAAACUAUCAGUAGAAUAAUUGUGUACUGAGACAAUUUAGAGAACAAUACAAUAUGUGUAAUAACUAUAUGGUGCACAAACGUGAGAUUUAUAAUUCUCGUGACUAAUGUUGAAUUUACAUAUAAAGAAAUUUGUAGAACCUAUCGAUGAUCGUUCAAUGUUGAAAUAAAUAUGUUAUAAAUGUGAAAAAUAUAAAUAUAGCAUCUGUGAACAACAACAAAAUAUUGAAGGGCAUAUAAAGGAAAUUUAGUUGAAUAGUUGUUGAAAUUAUUUCAGGGUACAAUAUAUAUAUUAUACGAAACAAAAUAUAAAAAUAUAAUUUUAUUUCACUUCUCGUUUAUCCGUGUUACGUAUCUUCAUGUUGUAGGAAUUGGAUAUUUAAAAUAACCUUAACGUUGAACAUUUUCUUACAUAGGUUGUGAAUAUUUAGAAAUAAUAAACGUAUUUAAGUUCAACAUCAAAGAUUUAUAUUUUAAUGAGUAUUCCUAUCGUUAAGGACUUAUAUUAACAUUAAGUGACAAUUACGUAUCAAAGAUAGUACUGAAUUAAGUAAUAGACAUUUAGGAAUUUAGAAAGUAGAUAACUACUUUUCAUUGUUUGUGCCUUUAUAUUUAACAUAUUGUAAUUGAUAAUAAACUCGAAAAGAAAUAACAUAAAACUAUUGUAUGAUACUAUAAUUUACCAAAAAUUAAUAUAAACAAUACAUAAUCAAUGGAAUUUAUGUUACAAACUUAUAUGAAACCAUUAAUCUUCAUUAAUAUAUGUACAAACAAUAAUGACAAAUAAAUUUAUGAUCUUGUAAAA
Messenger RNA from Apis cerana (Asiatic honeybee), 10032 nucleotides. RefSeq names its product KN motif and ankyrin repeat domain-containing protein 2 kank (gene Kank). Gene Ontology annotation, cellular component: cytoskeleton; cytoplasm. Lineage: Eukaryota; Metazoa; Arthropoda; Insecta; Hymenoptera; Apidae. Gene Ontology annotation, molecular function: protein binding. The record is from RefSeq and is a predicted model, not a curated record. Gene Ontology annotation, biological process: negative regulation of actin filament polymerization.